GCUUGCGCAGCACCCAACUCGAGCCCAUCAUAUCCGGCCACCCAAACUCCGUCAUAGGAGCUUGAGGAUCUUAUUCCACAUGCCUCUCAACCUCUGUCAGUGAACAGGAAGCUGCCAUUUCGAGGCAGAAUCACGACUCUCGGACAUUAGUCCGUGGCCAGACUAUAUCUCUUUUCCCUUUUCGUUAUUUUUCCCCCCCUUCCUCUCUUAAAUCUAGAAGCUUGGAUUCUCGGCCACGUUGCUCCCUCCAACCGUCAUCGAGCCCCGAGACCUUCAACGCCCCGAAACAGAGGCCCGAGCCCUCAACACGCCGCCGAACAUGAGGCGCUGGGCCAGUUCACUCCUUUUGCUGCUCUUGUCGCUCUGGACAGCGGCAGCAUUGGAGAUCAAGCUAGACCAGACAGACAAUCAACGAUGCGCCGGAAUGUAUAGCAAAAGCUCGUGGGGAGGCCCUGUCGAUCCCUACAUCCACGUCAAGUUUACCGGCGUCGGCAAAGACCAGGGCGACGACCCCAUGGUCAGCCUGCUCAUCUUCGACUGGAAGGACCAAGACUUCCUCAACGUGCUGCCGGACGGCGAGGAUAGGGCGGCCAUCUGCCAGCCCGAGUACGUCGAAGCCGGGUUAUGCAACGAGACCGACAUUGGCAAGUUCCUCGUCUCGCCUAAUGCCACCGACCAGUCGGUCAACGUCAUCUUGACCAAGGCUGUCCACCUCAAGGACUCGGCUCCGAUCAAGUAUCCCAUCACCAAGACGGGCUACUUCUGUGUCGUCACCGAGAAGUUUGGCGCGACCACCUACGAGGCCAUCGUCGAGUUCCGCAACGCCUAUGGCGAGCUCCCGGCGACCCAGAUCCCGAAGCUGCCGUUUUAUGGGGGGAUCACGAUCGCAUACGCCCUGGUGCUAGUGUACGUGCGACGGACAGCGGGACCAGGACACGGGCUGACGACUCGCAGGUUCUGGGGCUUCUUGUACUUCCAACACAGGUCCGACAUAUUGGCCGUCCAAAAUUACAUCACCGCCAUUCUUAUCUUCUUAGUGGUCGAGAUGCUCAUGACCUGGGGGUUUUAUGACUAUCUCAACCGCCACGGAUCCAACGUCGGCUCCCAGGUGCUGCUCGUUGUUGUCGCCAUCCUCAACGCAGCCCGUAAUUCCUUCUCGUUCUUCCUCCUCCUGAUCGUCUGCAUGGGCUACGGCGUCGUCAAGCACACUCUCGGCCGCACCAUGAUCUACGUCCGGUGGCUCGCCAUCGCCCACUUUGUCUUCGGCAUCGUAUACGCUAUCACCAGCCUGGUGGUUAACCCUGACACCGCAGGACCCUUGGUGCUGCUCGUCGUGCUCCCGCUCGCGGGCACGCUCACGGCUUUCUAUGUCUGGACGCUCAACUCGCUCAACUGGACCCUCAAGGACCUGCGCGAGCGCAAGCAGCACGUCAAGGAGACCAUGUACCGCAAGUUGUGGUGGUGCAUCCUCAUCUCCAUCAUCGUCAUCUUCGCCUUCUUCUUCUUCAAUUCCUUCUCCUUCGCCUCGGCCAGCGACCCGGACUACGUCCCCUUCCACUGGAAGACCCGCUGGUUCGUGCUCGACGGCUGGCUCAACCUGGUCUACUUUGCCGACGUGGCCUUCAUCGCGUACGUCUGGCGCCCGACGGCGAAUAACCGGCGCUUCGCCAUGAGCGACGAGAUCGCCCAGGAGGACGACGGCACGUUCGAGAUUGCCAACCUGGACAUUGGCAACCCCGACGAGUCGGAUGACGAAGACGAGGAGGCCAAGAUCGGGAGUGGGAAACAGCAGGGACAAAACGGGGGUCAGGCCCAAAGCUCCGCGGCUGGUGGGCAGGCGCAGCAAUCCGCCCAGCAACAACAACAACGGUCUUCGCAACCGUCUGGGGCGGCCUCGUCGGCGGCAAGGAAACCGUCCCAGCCGGUGUCGAGGGAGUCGCUGGAUGGCGAGACCAUCUUUGCCGUAGGCGAGGAUGGCAAGUUCUCCGAUGAGGAGGACGACGACAACGAAGAGGAGUCCGGGCAGUUGGUCAAGGGGAGGAAGUGAAAAAAAAAAGGGGGGGGGGGGUGUGAGCUAUUUCACGAGUGAGGGGUCCUUGAGAGGUUUAUGCGACACGGGCAUUUUGAAGAAUGCAGGAUUCGAAUGUACUAUAAUUCGUGGUGACUGGCGUUGUCGGGCGGAUCUUCUCGGUUUCUGUUUCUCGCAUCGCGAUUUUCCCAGGGCUAUUAUUAUGGUAAUAGAAAUGUUGACGACGCGGUGGCCUGUAUCAGAUGAUAUUCAGACAAUUAUCAAGCCUCUGCAGAUUGUGGACCGAGGCUAACUACAGGUGAGUCCAGGUUAUUUCCCACACUUUGGUUCUUCCUCCUGGUCUCGUCCUCUCUCCAUCCAACGCUGCCCGCCUGGUUUUCAACUCGCAUGGAU
Messenger RNA from Thermothelomyces thermophilus ATCC 42464, 2422 nucleotides. RefSeq lists its product as uncharacterized. NCBI's taxonomy places the organism in Eukaryota, Fungi, Ascomycota, Sordariomycetes, Sordariales, Chaetomiaceae. Gene Ontology annotation, cellular component: membrane; Golgi apparatus. The record is from RefSeq and is a predicted model, not a curated record. Gene Ontology annotation, biological process: retrograde transport, endosome to Golgi. The coding region runs from base 320 to 2047 and encodes 575 amino acids. The transcript is spliced from 5 exons.